Phasianus colchicus (ring-necked pheasant) is the source of this 3577-nucleotide messenger RNA. NCBI's taxonomy places the organism in Eukaryota, Metazoa, Chordata, Aves, Galliformes, Phasianidae. The record is from RefSeq and is a predicted model, not a curated record.
CGGGAGGCGGAUCCCAGGACGGACCGGAGCUCCUGGGCUGCUCUGCGCGACUGUGAGCGGAACGCGGCUCCGUGCGGUUGCCGGGCCUGCAUUCUGCACCAGAGGUUGCAAUGUAUCCCAGGAUUAAAAGCCUUGCACUUUAUGCCUUUUCAGUCACGCUGCUGGCAUCUCUUUUUUACAUCAGAAGAGAAACGAAGCUGCUAACGUCACCAGUGGAUCAGAAGGUGGAUGUAGCAGAUCCCAAACCUUUGGUUCUGGGCAACGCUGAACCCAGCAAAUGUUUGCCUGACUUGGCCGUUGCCAAUUCUUCUCUCUCCCUCCCAGCGCUUCACCGCAUCUUCCUGACUUACAGGCACUGCCGAAACUUCUCCAUCCUGCUGAGGCCUUCCAGGUGUAGCAAAGAGACCUUCCUCCUGCUGGCCAUCAAGUCUGCCCCAGUCAAUAUAGAACGGCGGGUGGCAAUCAGGAACACGUGGGGCAAGGAGGUCUCCAUCGGCGGCAGGCGCAUCAGGUUGGUGUUCCUUCUGGGGCGCUCGGAGGCCAAAAACCAGGUGCAGCCACUGCACCAGCUGCUGGCUUAUGAGAGCCAAGAGUUCGAUGACAUCGUGCAGUGGGAUUUUGUUGACAACUUCUUCAAUUUGACCCUCAAAGAGCUGCAUUUCCUCCGCUGGUUCAUGGAGGACUGUCUGAACGCCAGGUUUGUGCUGAAGGGUGAUGAUGAUGUCUUUGUCAACACUUACAAUAUUGUUGAGUUUCUCUGGGAUUUGAAGCCUGAACAGGACCUCUUUGUUGGAGAUGUGAUCGCUAAUGCCCGGCCCAUCAGGAACACAAAAGUCAAGUACUUUGUUCCUGAGUCUAUGUACCGAGCUUCCUUCUACCCUCUGUAUGCAGGUGGAGGGGGCUACGUGAUGUCCAGAACGACAGUACAACGCCUCCAGAGCACCGCAGAGGGCAUGGAGCUCUUCCCCAUAGAUGAUGUCUUUGUGGGAAUGUGUCUGGCAAAGAUGGCAGUGGCCCCAAAGAACCACGCUGGCUUUAAGACUUUUGGGAUCCAGAGACCUUUUAAUUCUUUCGAUCCAUGCUUUUACAAGGAACUGAUGGUUGUGCACAAACUAAACCCAACCGAGAUGUGGAUCAUGUGGACGCUGGUGAAGGAUGACAGCAUUAGGUGUGCGGUGUCAGUAACACACACCCACAGAAGGGGCUGGAAGUGAAGCUACUGCUGAGCACAGCAGCAGCUGGCUGUUGACAGAUACAGGGUACUUAAACUAAAAAUCAGGUGGUAGAAAUGUUUUCUACUAACAGGUUAUACUUGAGCCAUGGGGUUUUGUUUUGCAGUCGGUCUUUUUCUGUCAGUGGGUUAUUGAGGUGGUUGAAUUGUCAUGGGAAGGGCUAACAGCUUGGAGAUGCAGCACAGGAACUUGGCUUGCUUCCUCCUGGCCGUGCUGGAACCUGGGUGAGCCACAGCUGUCACAGGUGACGUGAAUGAAGUGCCACCUCCACUGGAGGCUCGCAACACUGAGACUGGUGUCUAAUUUGUUCUCUUUAGGGAAGCUCGUGAUGACUAAUGAGUGACUAUACUUGAAAUUAAUCUUUUGAAAUCAAGGCAAGGGUAGAACAGAGGCCAGCGUAUGCUGCUGUGUGCACAAAUCUACUGUCCCAGAUCAGCAAUCCUGCAGGUCCUACAGGACAGCAGGAGAAAGGAAAAGGAGUGGGAAAAGGAAAGCAAGGCUUGGAAACAUAUUGCCUUAACACAGCACAGUGAUCACCCAGUGAUGUGAGGGACUGGGCUCCAACUCGAGCCGUUUGAUUUUACAGAAGGUUAUUACAGGCUGACUUGCACUGGAAGCUUUUGCACACUUUCUGAUUGGGUGUCAGAGGAAAAGUAUGUCCUGAGUGGUAGUAAAGCACAGUGGCUGCAGCUUUUCAGGCUGUGUAGGAGGUGUUUGGGACUUAUUUGGUUUGUUUGGUUCUGUAACGUUGAGUAUAAAUAAAAUACAGUUUUGAAAAUGUUUUCAUGGAAAUAUUCGUGUGUCUCCUGAAAGCUAAAAGAACUACAAGUAAAAAGAGGCUGAUAUGUGACACUGGGUAUGUGCACAAAGGAGCCACUGAUAUUAAAGAGGAUGGGGUUAUGUGGAAAUAGAAACUUGCCACAUCCUCUUCUGUUCUCAUCCCCCCAGUCCAGACAUGAUGUACUAAUAUGGAAUCAGCAAUUCAGCUGACAGUUCUGAGUAACUAAUCUGAGAAAUGAUUAAAUUGAAGCUAAGUCUUGCUUAUACUUCUAUGAAGCUUCUCAGCUCCAAAGUGUCCUGCAGCUACAUGUGCUGUGUGUGAGCUGGCAGUGACCUGGAAGCUUUAGAAAAUAUCUAAGGAAAAAGAGGAAGUGUACAAUUACAGAAAUCAGAGUGUUUUGUGUUGUGCUGCUCAUAGCUGUCUUGUGUUCACCGUCACCAGAUUUGAGCUGGAAUUUUCAGAGGUGCCUGGGUUGUCCUACAAGGAGGAAUUCCUUGUUUAUGCUCCUUAGAGACUUGAAGACAUCCCUAGCCCAGAGAUGUGACAUGCAUCCUGUGGAGGCUGGCUGCCAGUGUGGGGUGCAAUACUGUCAGUUCUUGCUUAAUAUUGUAUUUUCUUUGCUGCCUUAGCUUCUUAAAGCACCAGGUGUAGUUUUAAUUUAGCUCUGUUGUGUGACCCAGGCUCUUAUAGCAUGAGUUGCAACCCCCGUGUAAGCUUUUUCUGCUAGGUAUGAGUAGGUGUGUCUGAGGAACUUAAGGGUGAUCUGUGUUCAUCCUCAGCAAGCUCUUGAACAAGCUGCUAGCAUAUUUCUCACUGCAGCCUUAGCAGUAUUGUCUGAGAUACUGUCUACAAAUAGCUUCAGAUUAAUUGGCUUUGUAAACAAGGUUGAGUAUCAGGCAGCACUUGGUUUCCCGGCGCUGUUCUCUGUGUACUACUGCUUGUUCCGGAGAAGGGAUGUGACAGAGCAGUUUGGUAUGACGUGAACUGCUGUGGCAGCUUUUUUCUGUUCCCCUAAAUGAUUCCAAACGCAAACUCAGUAACAUCAUGCAGUGAGUGCUGUUAUGGCUCUUCUGGGCUUAAUUGUGUUAGUUAAUUUCUGACGUGCAACUCACUUCUCAGUGAAGGGUUGGGGCUUCUUUCCACUCCAUUUUGGAGGUAAUGUCAAGCCACUCAUGAAUCUAUUUCCCUUUUUGAUUUGAGCUGACUUGCUACUUCCACAUCUGCAAGUCUGAUGUGAGUAAAGUUUGGGUCAUACUGUAAAACAAGAAGUGGGCAAGAGGGAGUGGGGCAGACUCUGCAAGGGGAGAAAUUGGUGGGAAUAUUCCCAGCUCCUGGGUUGAUGUUCAUCUCCUUUAAGGCAUACCCCUAUGCAAGUAUCAGAGUUAUUGCAGCAUCUUGACUGCUACACAACCUGCACACGCCUUUCAGGCAGUGGUUUGGCAGGAGUUCCUAAACUACUGCACAGAGCAAAUAAGUGCAGCUGUGGUUAGAAGCCUGACCUGAAGUUGCAGUUAGCUCUUAAGGAUGUGGUUGUGUCACAUUUACAACUUUGGGACCCUCUGAC